AAGCGGCAUCAGGCUGGUCUGCCACCGCUUUGCGCUGUUUUAAUCUCUUGGGAUCUCCUUGAAGUCAUCCAGACAUGGCUACCAAAGUCACACCUUCGUUUCAGAAGAAGCGUGUGACCCAAAUCAAGACUGAUUAUCGUACCCUUCACACUAAGCAUGUUGUCAAGCAGCAGACAACCAGGAAAUCAAGCUCUACAUCGGUGAGCCAGGAGCAGGCCCAGGCCACACAGGCUAUGGCAGAACCAGCCUAUACCAUACCGGCCUUCCGGCAGAGGAGUGCUGAUGAGGUGGAGGAGUAUCAGCGUGUGUCCAUCCAUGUUGGGAAGGGACUGGCUGCCAUCCAGGAGGAGCUGCACAGGAUGAGGGUGGCCACCAAGACCCAGGUGGACAACCUGGCGAUGCAGAGAGAAGUUCAGGACAUGAUGACCAAGAGGGUGGAGCUGCAUGAGGAAGUGCGCAGGAUGCCAGACUUCCUGGUGGCCCUGCGGCCCCACACGGUUUGGGAGAAGACGCCCGUCAAGCUGUUCUGCACCGUGCAGGGAUACCCGAGGCCCGUCGUCAAAUGGUACAAGGACGGAGUCCCCAUCGACCCACCGAGCACCCCAGGAAAGUACAAGAUGGAGAACAAGUAUGGAGUCCACAGUUUGAUCAUUAGCAGGUGUAUUGUGAGUGAUACUGCCGAGUACAGUGCCGUGGCAACCAACCAACAUGGCACGGCUACCAGCAAGGCUAAAGUUACCGUCAGGAGACCAGCAGGGGGAGCCGAGUCCUGCCACCUCGGUCUAGUGCCCCAUCUGACUGAGAUCCAUCCCAGUAAGCUGGAGGUCACCCUGCUGGAUCGGUUCGGCGUGAGCUUUGGCGUGGAGGGCGGCUCCAUCAGCCUGGUGUCCACCAUGGUGGUGGUGCCCGACCUGCCCAACCUGCCACCGCACGCCCAGUGGUACAGAGACGACAAGCUGCUGAAGCCCGGGAAGCUGGCAGAGAUGACGGUGGGCGGCGGCGCUGCCAAGCUGACGCUGCCCCACCUGGCCAAGGACGACGAGGGCCUGUACACCCUCCGCAUAUUCACCAAGGACGGGACGGCCGAGCACAGCGCCUACCUGUUCGUCGAAGACGCCCCUCCCUCUGCGGCCGGGGCCCCUGGUGCACCAAUGAGCGUCAAGGCCUAUGACAUCAACCAGGACUAUGUGCUGGUUGCCUGGAAACCCCCAAACACCACCAACGAGCCGACCAUCACCGGAUACUUUGUGGAUAAGUGCGAGGCCGGCAGCGACACCUGGGUCCAGUGCAACGACUCCCCCGUCAAGGUUUGUAAAUACCCGGUGCACGGCCUGAGCGUGGGCCGCACCUACCACUUCCGGGUCCGGGCCGUGAACAGCGCCGGCAUCAGCAGGCCGUCCCGCAAGUCGGACAAGGUGACCGCCCUCGACCCGACCGAGAGCGAGAGGCUGCAAGUGAUUAAAAUGGGUGGAAGGCAGGACAUAGUGAUCAAGGACGAUGACCUGGAAGGCUACGUAACGAUCCCGGGGGAGCCCACCGGCGUUCACGCGUCCGAGAUUUUCAAAUCGUACGUGGUGCUGAGCUGGAAGCCGCCCAGCCCUCGCGGCCGGGCUCCGCUGUGGUACGUCAUCGAGAAGUGCUUAGCGGGCACUGGAGCGUGGCAGAAGAUCAACACGGCAGUCAAACUGCACUCGCCCCGUUACCCGGUUUUUGAUUUGGAAGAGGGGAAAAAGUACCAGUUCCGAGUGUUUUCGGUCAACAUGUACGGCUCCAGCGAGGCCUCGGAGCCCACUGAGCCCAUCCAGAAGGUGGAUGAACAGGGCAUCGAGCGUCCGGUCGGUGUGCCCUCCGCCCCCGGCCAGGUGAUGGCCACCAGGAACACCAAGUCGUCUGUGUUUGUGCAGUGGGAUCCUCCCAAACACACCCAGAACCUCAUGGGCUACUACAUCGACGGCCGCGCGGCGGGCUCCAAGCAGUGGUUCCCCUGCAACCACAAGCCCUUCAAACACACCCGGUUUGUGGUGCACGGCCUGAUCCCAGGAGAGACGUACGUGUUCAGAGUCCAGGCCGUGAACGUGUACGGCCUCAGCGACGAGUCUCAGGAGUCGUCUCCCAUCGCCGUGGAGCCGGCCCUCGCGACGCCCAGCGCACCGUUCGGCAUCACCAUGCUGAGCUGUGACGGCUCGUCCAUGACUCUGGCCUGGAAGAGCCCCAAACACUGCGGCGGCUCCAAGAUCAACAAUUACUACAUCGACAAGCGCGACGCCGACACGCUGGACUGGAAGGAGGUGAACCUGUCGGGCAUCAAGGAGAGGAUCUGCACUGUUGAUAAUCUGACGGCGGGAAUUUUCUAUGAGUUCAAGGUCCAGGCCGCCAACAUGGCCGGCGUCGGCGUGCCCUCCGCUCCCAGCCACCCGAUGAAAUGUGAAGCCUGGACGAUGGCGGAGCCAGGUCCGGCCUACGACCUGGGCUUCAGCGAGGUCAGGAGUCACACCCUGGUCCUGCUGUGGAAAGCUCCGGUCUACACCGGGGCGAGUCCCGUCUCCGGAUACCUCGUGGACAUGGCGAAGAAAGGCUCCACCGAGUUUGUCUCCCUGACGGAGGAAGCCGUUAACCACCGUUACCUGCAGGUGAGCGGUCUGGAGGAAGGCGAGUCCUACGUGUUCAGAGUUCGCGCCGUCAACGGCGCCGGCGUGGGCCGAGCGUCGGAGCUGUCGGAGCCGGUGUGCGCCCGCGCUCUGCCAGGCACUAAGGAGAUCGUGUGCGGCGUGGACGAGGAGACCGGAGACGUCUUCCUGUCCCUGGAGGCCUGCGAGAUCUCCGAGACCUCCAAGUUCGUUUGGUCGAAAAACUACAAACCCAUCGGCGACUGUCCCAGAGUCUCCGCCAGCGCCAAGGGCAGAACCUCCCGGCUGACUUUCACCAACCCAGAUAAAGACGACCUGGGCAAAUACUCGGUGGUGGUGACCGACACCGACGGAGUCUCCUCCAGCUACACCCUGACAGAGGACGUCCUGAACAGCAUGCUGGAGCUCAGCCACGCCAUCAGACAUCCAAUUGUGCCUCUGAAACACGGUCUGAACUACGAGAUCCUGGAGAAGGGCCACGUGCGCUUCUGGGUGCAGGCCGUCAAACUUUCCUCCGCCGCCUCCUACAGAUUCAUUUUCAACGAUAAGGAAGUCACCAGCGGCGAGGGCCACAAGAUCAGCCAUGACGUGAACACGGGGAUCAUCCAGAUGACGGUGGAUCACUUCACCCGGGACAACGAGGGCACCUACACCGUCCAGAUCCACGACGGCAAGGCCAAGAACCAGAGCUCCCUGGUCCUGGUCGGAGACGUGUUCAAGGCCGCUCUGAAGGAGGCCGAGUUCCAGAGGAAGGAGCACAUCAGGAAGCAAGGUCCACAUUUCUCUGAGUAUCUGCACUUCACUGUGACAGAGGAUUGUGUCGUUAUGAUCGUCUGCAAGGUGGCCAACGUGAAGAAGGAGACGACUUUCCACUGGUUCAAGGACGACGAGGAGAUUGUUCCAGAAAUUCCUCCUAACGUCAUGUCCGGCUCCUGCGCUCUGCCCAUCGCGCAGUUCUCCAGAAAAGACCACGGCAUUUACAAAGCAGUUCUCGGUGACGACAGAGGAAAGGACACGUCUCUCUUUGACAUUUCAGGCAAAGUGUUUGAUGACAUCAUCAACGCCAUCGCCCAGAUCGCCGGCUCGUCUGCCUCAGACCUGGUGCUGCAGUGCACUCCUGAGGGCAUCCGGCUGCAGUGCUACAUGACCUACUACACAGAGGAGAUGAAGACCGUGUGGAAGCACAGAGACAGUAAGAUCGCCUCCUCUGAGAAGAUGAGGAUCGGCGGCGCGGCGGAGAUGGCCUGGAUGCAGAUCUGCGAUCCCUCCGACAAAGAGAAGGGUCACUACUCCAUCGAGAUCUCCGAUGGCGUGCAGACCCACACCCGAACCUUCGACCUCUCUGGACAAGCAUACACUGAAGCCUACGAAGAGUAUCUCAGACUCAAGGCGGCUGCAUUCGCUGAGAAAAACCGUGGCAGAGUGGUGGGCGGCCUGCCUGAUGUCGUCACCAUCAUGGAAGAGAAGUCCCUGAGCCUGACCUGCACCGUCUGGGGCGAGCCGACCCCGGAGGUCACCUGGUUCAAGAAUGAGCAGGAGGUGGCCUCCACCGAGCACACCAGGGUCACCUUCGACGGCGGCAAGUUCGCCAGCCUCGUCAUCAACAAAGUCACCCCCGAAGACUCCGGCAAGUACAGCAUCAACGUGCGAAACAAAUACGGCGGCGAGUUCGUGGAGAUCACCGUGAGCGUCUACCGGCACGGAGAGAGCAUCCCCGAGCCGAAACUGGCCAAAACGCCCGCCACCACGCCCAUGCCGCCCAAGUCCCCCGCUCCCCCCUCCAAGACCCCCACCCCCACCCCGCCCAAGUCCCAAACCCCCGCAUCGUCCAUGAAGAGCCCCACUCCUGCUUCCACCGCAGCCUCCACCCCCGUCCCCAAGUCCCCGACCCCCACCCCGAAAUCCCCAACCCCCGCCCCGAAAUCCCCAACCCCGCCCCGCAGCGUCAAGUCACCCACCCCACCCAGGUUCAUGAAGUCCCCAACCCCCCCGAGAAAGUAAAGAGAGAAGGGGGGGCGGUGAUGCCUGAGGGGAAAAUGUUGGUAUUUAGCAGAUGUGAUUCAUAGCAUGAGUGUGAAACCAAAAAGCUUUAAGGUGUAUUUUUAGACGCAGCCGUUGUUAAAGUCCCACUCUCUGAGCGGCUCGGCUCCGUGUCUGAGUCGGAAGUGUUUGGAGAAAUCUUUAUUCUCACCCACCACUAAUUACGAUUAAGACGGUGCCGCUCGCUGGUGUUUUUCAAGAAGAGGCCGACCAAGUUCAAGAAGGACUUGCAGAAGAGAUGCGGGGCUUUUACAAAGGCUGCCGCCGCAGUGGGUGUCUGUCAGGUUAUCGUAUGUCGGUCAGCUGGUCGCCGUGGCCUCGACACAGGUCAGAAAAGUGUAAAAAAAAAUGAAUAAAAAAAAAGACCAGGGUAGAUUUCAUGUUCCUUAUCAAUGUUUCAAAAGCUGCACCUUCCUCUAUGCAAUAUAGUGGAAUGCCUGUAUCCAUUUUUGUGGGUAUUUAAAGAACAGCCAGACAGUUUAGACCAUCAAUAAUAAUAAAAGAUAAUAAUAAUAAUAGCAGGCAAGUUGUUAUAUACCUGAGUAGAAAAUUAACAUCAACCACCAAACGCCGGGUAACAUUUUUGAUGGUUUCCUCCACUACCACGUUUUUUUUUUCUUUCUUUUUUCAAGUAACCCUCCAUCAUUCGGAGGCGUUCUUUCAUUCUCAAAGCGAAUUCGGUGAGUAAAAUACCGCAAAAGUCUGUUUAUCUGUGAUUGAUGGAUAAAAAUGUUCAGUUUUCUGCUCGGCUCACGAAGCCUGAGAGGUCUGUCUGUCUGUCUGUCUGCAACGUGUCGUGUUUCCCCGCCCGAUGCUUUGUGAUGGCAAUAAACUUUACUUAUCACCCUC
Messenger RNA from Myripristis murdjan (pinecone soldierfish), 5516 nucleotides. RefSeq names its product myomesin 2a (gene myom2a). Lineage: Eukaryota; Metazoa; Chordata; Actinopteri; Holocentriformes; Holocentridae. The record is from RefSeq and is a predicted model, not a curated record. Gene Ontology annotation, molecular function: protein binding. Bases 75 to 4628 code for a protein of 1517 amino acids. The transcript has 38 exons.